Molecule: messenger RNA, 1473 nt
Organism: Pelodiscus sinensis (Chinese soft-shelled turtle)
Lineage: Eukaryota; Metazoa; Chordata; Testudines; Trionychidae
Source: RefSeq, a predicted model, not a curated record
UGUGCGCUUACACCUUCCUUUGUACUUGCCAUGGCUGGAGAGGUAGUUUAUGCUGAUUUAAACAUUCCUGGAGCCAGUUCCUCUUCAAGGCCACCACAAGGAUCUCCUCAUCUCAGGCCCCCUCCAUGUCCCCGGUGGCAUCGCAUCGCUGUGGGGGCCGGAUGGGCUGGGAACGUCGUCCUGACAGUAGCUGUGAUAGCACUGGGGGUUUGGGUUUCCCAGUUGCGUGGCUCUGGAGAAGGACAGACCGGAGGAGCUCGGAAUACACCGGAGAAUAGUGAAACCGGCAUCAGCAGCACUGAAUGCAGCUCCUGCCUGGAGGAUUUCCGGUCCCGUUUGAAACCAAUUCUAUGUGAGCCGCACAGCUUCCCAGGGGGCGCUGGGUGCAAACUCUGCCCCAGGGACUGGCUGCUGCGUGGGGACAAGUGCUACUGGCUGUCGAAAGGGAGUAAAAACUGGGCUGGGAGCCGGGACGACUGCUUGGGGAAGAGCUCGCGACUGCUCGUGCUCCAGAGCCAGGAGGAGCUGGACUCCAUACAGAAUGUUACACAAGAUGCAAACGCUGCCUGGAUCGGACUUAAAGUGACGCCUCCAGGGGGGAACUGGACCUGGGUGGACGGCUGCCCGGUAGAUCCAGCCCGCUUCCCCGUCUCUGGCCCUGCAGACGGGAACAGCUGUGGUGGGAUCAGAGGCAGCCGGAUUCAGUGGGAGACGUGUGAUGCUGAGUUCAAAUGGAUCUGCCAGAGAGACGCUGUCGUGAUAUAACCAGGCUGAGGAUUAUCCCUGGAACAUGAAAUACUGGUGUUCAGGGCAGGAUUGUGGUGUUAGCUCUGAGCCGGGGAAGAUCAGAGCUCUGGGGGGGGAGCAGGGCUGGGACUGAGGUGCCCCUUACAGUCUCAGCUUCUCCCCCUCCCCGGUCCUUCUCGCUGGCAGAGCCGUCCCACCUAUAGGAUGGUGCAGGGCCCAUGCUUUGGGGAGCCCCGUUUCAGGGGGGCAUGAGGGCUGACAGCAAUGUCACCAGCUCCACUCCUGUCUGCCCUGCCACAGGGGGGACAUGGGGGCUGGGAAGUGCAGCAAUUCUACCAGCCCUGCUAUGCUACGCCUCACUGGCUCCCAGCAUUGCUUGGGACCAACAGGGGAGCGGAGUUGGGGAAAAGGAUGGAAUUGGGGGGAGGGAACAGAGGUAAAAUGGGGGCAGAGCCUGGGGUGCCGAUGGAGAGGGAGUCCAGCCCCUACACUUCUCUUGCCAUGGCUCUGCUCACUGGGGGUGUAAUUUACAACUGCCUUAAACUUCCUGCCUGCCUCCCACGCCCUCACCCCUACCUCUCAUUGCUGGGUUUGCAGUCACAGCAGGGUAGUAUCAUCGUGCUCUCAAGCCCUCUAAGUGUCCUCUGGGAAUGUCCAGCCCCUGCUCCCGUGCUCCCCUGCAAUAUUUACUACAACCAAAGGAACGGUUCUGCCUCCGAGCACUGG